Messenger RNA from Trametes versicolor FP-101664 SS1, 1565 nucleotides. RefSeq lists its product as uncharacterized. Lineage: Eukaryota; Fungi; Basidiomycota; Agaricomycetes; Polyporales; Polyporaceae. The record is from RefSeq and is a predicted model, not a curated record. The annotation marks the transcript as partial. The transcript is spliced from 3 exons.
CAUGUCUGUCUCGCCUCCCAUCCGCCGUUUCUCGUCGACGAGUUCUAGCAGCCGCGAAGACCUCAUAUAUCAAUAUGAAGCGGAGGAGGAGCGCAUCAUCAACGUUCUCUCUAGGAAACUGGAGCAGCUGCGUGAAGAGAAAAUCGAGCUGGAGAAUGUCCUUGAGCAAGAGUCCGAAUCUCAUGUGAAUAAGCUUUCGAGGGAAAUCUCAGCACUUCGCCUUGCCCAGCAGCAGCAACAACAGCAACAGCAACAGCACGCAGGACCCUCACAUACCAACGGCAACGCAUCCCCAUAUGACUCAAGGUCCACCGGGCUACAACUUGGAUACUUGCUGAAUGGGAGUGGACCAGCGCCGGCUUCCGAUACCAUCCUCGAUGCACUCAGGCGAGAGAAUGAGGCGCUAAGGAAUCGCUUGGUCGAGACGGAGCAGGAUUUUGUCAGGAUCUCCCGGCUAAACGAGGUGUACAGGGAGGAGCUCAUUCAACAUCGGCGGCGACUUGGGCUUCCGGUGGAUAACCUCAUCGGGCUGCACCAGUCGGAUCCAUACUCCCAGCCUACCCACCGGCGGUCACAUUCCUCUACCUCUGGGUCGCCAUCCAGCUCAAUCCAUAUUCCGUCUGCUCCCUCCAAUCGACAGGCCUCAGCGGUUCCAAUACCCCGGCCGUCGUCCCAAAUCCGGCGCCCUUCAAAUAUAAUCUCCUCAGAGUCCACCACACCCCUUUCGCAUUCGCCGUCGUCGACAAGCACGUCCCCCUUUCCUUUCUCACCCGCCAGCAACUCCCCCUUCCCAGCGAGCUAUGCUAGCGCCGCAACCAACAUGACAACCCCUCCGUCCGCUGCAGUGAGCCCGCCCGCGUUCACGAUCGGUGCCCCGCGCACACUGUCAUAUCCCCUCGUCCCGCCCCCCUCACUCUCCUCCUCCUUCGGCUCCCCCGCUACAUCACUACACCAGGCAAUCGCCAUCCCGCGGGACCACGACGGCACCCCCUCCCCGGUCGAAUCAUUGAACAGCCGCCGGAGCUCGUUCCACAGGCGCGGGAGCUUCGAGCGGCGCGUCGUCGAGAACGGGAGCCUGCGCGGCAGGAAUGGGAGCCAGACACAUAGCCGCCGGGCGAGCGUCGAGCGCGGGGCUCGGAUUGCGGAGACGGGCGUGCUGGUCCCGCGCCCCCGUUCAGGAAGCAUUAGCCUCCCAGAAGCAGUUGAGGAUGACGAUCCGCCCCCCGCAGUCGACGCUUUCGACAGGCCGGACGAAGAUCGAGAGAAAAGCACGCCCCAGCCGCCGUCAUAGUCGCCAUGCGACCCUGCCUAGCUAUGCCGCCCCUGCGAGGCGGACAGGACCCGAAUGGUCGCCAGAUGUCGUUGUACGAUAACGGCGUGAUGAGACGCUGUGUCCGGACUUGUGUACGAUAUCAGCUAGCGUACAAGCUGCCGCCGUUUUAUCCGUCGUAAUGUCUUCGUUCUUGACCGUGUAUAUGCAAUUGAUCGUUCCUCAGCGCGACAGUCACACAGCCGUUUUGACUUGACGGAGACACGAGGCUAUUCGCCGCCGUCGACAGCAGUUG